GACGUUUUCCAAGAUGACGAGAUAUUUCAACCAGAAAGAGAUUGACGAGUUCAAGGAAUGCUUCAAUUUUCAUGCAAGAAAAGGUUUUAUAAACAAUGAAAAAGAUUUAUCAGUAAUAAUGAGAUCAUUAGCUUACAGUCCAACCAAAGUAGAACUGGUGAAAUAUUUUCAAAAACAUGUUGCAGCUGAUGGAAGAAUAGAAUUUUCAUCAUUUCUAGAUAUAUUACAUGAACAUUCCAAGAUAGAAAAUUGUGAAAAGGAGUUACUUGCUGGGUUUAAAGCACAAGAUAGUCAAAAACAGGGUUCUAUCAGUACAGCUGAAGUAAAAAAUAUUUUGAUGAAUAGUGGUGAAAAAUUGAGCAGAAAUGAAGUGGAUGCUUUGUUUAGAGAAACUCGUGUUAAUGGUGGACAAGUCAAUUAUAAACAGUUUCUAGAUGCCUUAUUAACUCCUUCCCCAGAUUACUAAAAUUGUUCGCCAGAUUUUUAAGGUUGUUAACCAGAUUACUGAAGCUGUUCACCAUAAUUACUUACAAUUUAUAUUCACCUAAUUACUUGCUUCACUAGAUGACUCUAUAAUUAAGAUUUAAUUGUUUUUAUCUAGGGUGUCUGUUUUUUUUUACAUACUAAUUAAUUACAUAUGGCUAUAGUAUGUACUGUCACAUAACUGUGAAUUAAAAUAUUCAAUUGGAAUAUCAACAGAUUGGAUUCACUGUGUUUUGGAUAAACAAUCCUUAUCAGAUAAGAUAAAAAGAUAAAAUCCAGAUUUUAAGAAAUACAGUAAUCUGAUUGGUUAAUAAAAUAAAAUUUAAUAUCUAUUUUAAUGAUUGACUAAUCAUAUGAUCACAACACUAAAAUCAUCUUAAGUUUUCCAGAAUAAGGCCACUGAAAGACUUAGUUUUGAAAAGGGUUUAACUUUCUAAAAUUAGACUUACUGCCCUUGAGCAAAGUAAGUGAAACCAUUGAACAGUACCAUUUUGAAGCUGAUAUUCAAUUCAUAUUGAACAUUCAAUUUUUGUAUCAUAUUUGACAUGAGAAACUUGCUAAUAUGUGAUUUAAUGAAAAUUAUGUGCUUGAACAUUCCAAUUACCUGAAGAUUUUUAUUUUACUAUAGAAAGUUAUAUUGUUGUUGAAGUAAUUCCAUUGUUUUUCUAACUAGUGAAAUCUUAUACAAAUAUAUCUUAUAUUUAUAAAACAGUAAUAUUAUGUUAAAAUGUUUAAAUGAUUUAUACAGAACAUAUUUUAUUUACAUUAUUUACUCUAUAAUCAAUUUAACAUAUCACUUCUAUUUAUAUACAAAUAUUAAUAAAUUAUUUAAGAAU
Molecule: messenger RNA, 1319 nt
Organism: Lottia gigantea (owl limpet)
Lineage: Eukaryota; Metazoa; Mollusca; Gastropoda; Lottiidae
Exons: 5
Coding region: 14-466 (150 amino acids)
Cellular component (GO): cytoplasm; myosin II complex
Molecular function (GO): calcium ion binding; myosin heavy chain binding
Source: RefSeq, a predicted model, not a curated record